Molecule: messenger RNA, 2968 nt
Organism: Perca flavescens (yellow perch)
Lineage: Eukaryota; Metazoa; Chordata; Actinopteri; Perciformes; Percidae
Gene: armc8
Product: armadillo repeat containing 8
Exons: 23
Coding region: 277-2349 (690 amino acids)
Biological process (GO): proteasome-mediated ubiquitin-dependent protein catabolic process
Cellular component (GO): GID complex
Molecular function (GO): protein binding
Source: RefSeq, a predicted model, not a curated record
CAUCACCUACGUCACAUUUAUAAACAACAUUUACUUCAUUGACAGAAGCUCGCCAAGUUAGCUGUGUUUUUUGUUGUUGUUGUUGUAUAUCUGCUUGCUCAUGUUUACAACCGAGCCCACAAAGGAAUAUACUUAGCUGUUUUGAUUCUAACGCCAGCGAGGAGUGGAGUGGACUUGCCGUCAGUUACUUUUUUAAAAGCCGCUCACAGCUGCUCUGGGGGGCGGAGUGCCUGCAAAGUGCUGCGCCGAUUGGGGCGCUCGAUCGGGGGAAGAGAGAUGGCGUGCUUGUUGGAGGCCCCUCUCCGCAUCAGUGUGCUGUCUGAAGUUACUGCCACUAGUCGCCAUUAUGUUGACCGACUCUUCGACCCCGAACCACAGAAAGUGCUCCAGGGAGUCAUUGACAUGAAGAAUGCCGUCAUAGGAAACAACAAGCAAAAGGCCAAUCUGAUCGUCCUCGGAGCUGUGCCGAGGUUACUAUACCUGCUUCAGCAGAGCUCGUCCAGUCUGGAGCUGCGGACCGAGUGUGCCGUGGUGCUGGGCAGCCUAGCGAUGGGCACGGAGAACAACAUCAAGUCCCUGGUGGACUGUCACAUCAUCCCUGCCCUUCUUCAAGGUCUCCUGUGUCCGGAACUGAUCUUCAUUGAAGUGUGUCUUCGAUGUCUCAGAACGGUCUUCAUCAGUCCCGUCACCCCUGUGCAGCUGCUCUAUACGGACCCCACUGUGAUUCCCCAUCUAAUGUCUCUACUGAGCCGCUCCCAGAGGACCCAGGAGUACAUCACACAGAUCUUCUCCCACUGUUGUAAGACCCCAGAGCACCAGACGGUUCUUUUCAACCACGGCGCUAUCCAGAACAUUGCCCCUCUACUUAUCUCACCCUCUUAUAAGGUCCGGAUGCAGGCGUUAAAGUGUUUCUCAGUCCUGGCCUAUGAGAACACUCAGGUCUCCAUGACACUGGUGAAUGUGCUGGUGGAUGGCGAGCUGCUCUCUCAGGUAUUUGUCAGAAUGAUGCAAAGGGAUCAACCCAUUGAAAUGCAGCUAACGGCGGCCAAAUGUCUAACGUACAUGUGUCGAGCGGGGGCCAUCAGGACAGACGACAGCUGCGUAGUCCUAAAGACCCUGCCGUGCCUCGUGCGGAUGUGCAGUAAAGAGCAUUUGCUUGAGGAGAGGGUGGAGGGUGCAGAGACGCUGGCCUACCUGAUGGAGCCCGACGUGGAGCUGCAGAGGAUCGCCAGCACCACCGACCACCUGGUGGCCAUGCUGGCCGACUACUUCAAAUACCCCAGCUCUGUGUCUGCCAUCACGGACAUCAAGAGGCUGGACCAUGACCUGAAGCAUGCACACGAGCUGAGACAAGCAGCUUUCAAACUUUACGCCUCACUAGGCUCCAACGACGAGGACAUCCGCAAAAAGAUCACAGAGACAGAGAACAUGAUGGACCGGAUAGUCAGUGGCCUAUCAGAAUCCAGCAUUAAAGUCCGUUUGGCGGCCGUAAGGUGUCUUCACAGUCUGUCGCGGUCGGUGCAGCAGCUGAGGACCAGCUUCCAUGACCACGCGGUGUGGAAGCCCCUCAUGAAGCUGUUGCAGAACGCUCCGGAUGAAGUCCUGGUCAUGGCCUCCUCUACACUAUGCAAUCUACUGUUGGAGUUCUCUCCCAGCAAAGAGCCCAUCCUGGAGUCGGGGGUGAUUGAGUUACUAUGCAGUCUGACCCAGAGUGACAGUCCUGCUCUGAGGGUCAAUGGCAUCUGGGCUCUGAUGAACAUGGCAUUCCAGGCAGAUCAGAAGGUGAAGGUGGAGAUCGUUCGGAGUUUGGGUACAGAGCAGUUGUUCCGCCUGCUAUCAGACCCCGACUCUAACGUGCUGAUGAAGACCCUCGGUCUGCUGCGCAACCUGCUGUCAACACGCCCACACAUUGACCAGAUCAUGAGUUCUCAUGGGAAGCAGAUCAUGCAGGCAGUGACGCUCAUCCUGGAAGCGGAGCACAGCAUAGAGGUCAAAGAACAGACGCUGUGCAUCCUGGCCAACAUCGCCGAUGGCAACACAGCCAAGGAACUCAUCAUGACCAAUGACGACAUGCUCCAGAAAAUCAAAUAUUACAUGGGCCAUUCGAAUGUCAAACUGCAGCUCGCUGCCACCUUCUGCAUCUCGAACCUUAUCUGGAAUGAGGAGGACGUUCAAGCAGUGGUCAACAGCGAUUGUUCCCACAAAGGUCAGCACAGCUCAGGUUCUCAGGAGCGUCAGGACAAGCUGAGGGAGAUGGGCUUUGUGGACAUCCUGCACAAACUCACCCAGGCCUCGGACCCCAACCUCUGCGACAGGGCGAAGACGGCGAUGCAGCAGUACCUAGCGUGACUACAGAGGGGAGAGAUCCCCUACUGCCAGCCUCACUAACAAUCGCCGGGAGGACACCUGCCAUCGGUCCUUUUUUUGUUUCUUGUUAUUCUUUAACGUCGAGGCUUGUUUUGUUGCACAAAGACACCUGGCCUCCCUUUCACCCCCCACACCCCCCACACCCCCCACCCACCCCCGCAACAGUUUAGCUCACUCCAAACCUCGCCUGGGAGACUCUGAGACUGUGGUUGUUAGGAAAUCAACGGUUAUGAGGGGUUUGCUUGAUAAUUUUUUUUGUUUGUUUUAGUUUUCAACAAUGAAGUGACAUUUUUUUUUUCGUUUUGGGACUUUAUGAUUUUUUGUCGGAGGGCGGCAGCCUGACCCCAGCGCCCCCUUGGUGCUUUUGGACUCCCGAUAGCGGAGAUUCUGCUCUCAGAGAAGCGGACUACGAGGUUUGACAAAGAGCAGAGCUGUUGGACAGCAAAGCUUCCCAGUUUUAUUUUUAAUUAAUAUUACUAUUAAUAAUAAUGUUUCCUUAAGGUGUUGCGAGCAAGGACACAUUUGGGAAAACAAAACUGCCUAUUUUGAAAUUUUGGGUGUUUUUUUUUUUUUUUUUGUGGAUACAUACCUCGUAAAUAUA